UUGGCUCCCAAGCCAAGCAAUAUUUUCUUUUGAGUUCAGCUGACGAUUCUUGCCAUUGCCCACAUCAUCAAUCACCUAAGACCAUCUUCUACAACUGUUUCCUCCACUUCAUCUCCAGCCCCAUUAAAAAACACAGCACAGUUCCAAAUAGGGAGGGACCGUGAUUUGACAUCCAAACCAUUCUGUUCUAACAAACACACUACAGAUUCUCAAUCAAUUCCAUUGCUUUCCUGAACUUGCAUGACAAUGUACUAACAGAAAUCUAGAUGUUGUAUGCUUUCAAUACAAACAAAGUCACCAACUCUGUUUUUUGCAGGCAGGAGGGGGCCUUUUAGUAUGAGUAUAUGAAAUGAGAGAGAGGAUAGAGAAAUUUGCAGUCAUGCCAUUUACAAUCAGCUGUGCUACUCCUUCAAGUACUGCAAUCAAAGACCAACAUAUCAAAAAACCAACUGGUGGGGAUUCUGUGCUUUCAAGGACUUCUUCGGCUGCUAAGUCAGAAGUCAAGUAUAUAAAUGUUGCAAAAAAUUCUAAUUCAGGAACCAAAAACUCUCUUCAGAGAGAAACGUCAUUUUCAUCGUCCCCUCCAGUUGAAAGUUCCAUAUUCACAAUCCCUUUUUCCAAAUCCUUAAUAUCCAAUAAAUUGCAGAGAUUUUUCAAAGGACUCAGAGCACUUACGCAACUCUUUGUCUAUAAAGAGGAGGAGAUGCAGAUUGGAUAUCCUACAGAUGUCAAGCAUGUCGCUCACAUUGGGUGGGAUGGAUCCUCUGGAAGUUGCAGAAGCUGGAUUGGCGACUUGAGAGGACCUGCAAACCAUUCAUCAGCUAACAGUAAUGAUGAAUCUGAAUUGGAGCAGCCAAGAUGUUCAAGUUGGAUUGAGGAUGCUCCAUCUCUUCCUGAUUGGACUCCACAGGAUCUGUUGGGCACUCUUGGACUUCAUCCACCAAGUCCACAGUUUAACCUCUUCAAGGCAGCUGAGGCAAAGGCAGAGAAAGCCAAGAGCAUGUCAUUUGAAUCCAAAAAAGCCACAUCAUCCCUUCAAAUGAUGUAAACCAACUUUUUUCUUUUCUUCAAGACUGAUAUCAUCUACUCCUAAAUCCAGAAGGAUGUGUGCUAUUUUCUGAUGGAUAUUCAAUGAGUAUACAUCCAUAACCACAUUCAUCAUACCUGAUCCCAGUAUGAGGGGAUCUCUUCUAAAUUCCAAUAUGUGCAGAUGUUGCUUGGUGUUGCUGAUUUGGGUGGUGUUAUGAAUUCAUACUAAAAUCUUAAGGAUUACUUCAUCAUUAUCACUGUAAGAAAUAUUAUAUCUAAAGCAAAAGCAAAAGGUUAGAAAUAGGUGAGAGUGGUUAAGCAAAUCCUAUUGAGUCAUCGAAACUUGCUUGAAUUGCAAGAUAUCUCAGUUGAGUUAUGGAAACUUGCUUGAAUUGCAAGAUAUCUCAACAGGAAUUAAAAAAAAAGGUAUGUUGUUGGGUUUGAUAGGGGUCCAUGGCCCUUGGAUAUUGUUUGUAGGAGCAUCUGUAUAUCUUUAAUGGUUUCAUGUAUUGUUCAUGUGACAUCUUUGUCUUAAAGUUUUAAGACAGAAUUUAAUUUUACAGAGUUUCAAAGCUCUUUUGUAACUUUUCUUGGUCAUGGUGGUUGUGGGGGCAUUCUUUAUUUCAGUGCAAAAUGUGGGGCUGGACAAAUCAUCAUACCCAAGGUGGAAUAUUUCUCAUAUUUAAUUAUGAUAAAGGAUAGAGCUUUUUAAAUUA
Messenger RNA from Cryptomeria japonica (Japanese cedar), 1745 nucleotides. RefSeq names its product CRIB domain-containing protein RIC10. The record is from RefSeq and is a predicted model, not a curated record. Lineage: Eukaryota; Viridiplantae; Streptophyta; Pinopsida; Cupressales; Cupressaceae. The transcript is spliced from 6 exons. The coding region runs from base 350 to 1048 and encodes 232 amino acids.